Molecule: messenger RNA, 972 nt
Organism: Drosophila willistoni
Lineage: Eukaryota; Metazoa; Arthropoda; Insecta; Diptera; Drosophilidae
Exons: 3
Coding region: 1-972 (323 amino acids)
Source: RefSeq, a predicted model, not a curated record
AUGAAAGAAGAGAAUGAAAACAACGCCAAUGUGAGAGUUGGGAAAAACAGCGGAAGAUACGAAUAUUGGAAGAAUAAAGAGGAGCAACGAUCAUUUGCCGGCGUUGCCACUAACAAUCGGAUGGAUAUCGAUGAUUGGGUUAUCGAUAGUGGCGCCACAUCACCCAUGUUGUCGACAAAGGACCGAUUUCUGGGUCUCGAAAUCCAACGUGAUGGUGACAAAGGGGCUAUACGUCUCAGCCAGAGUAUGCAUAUCAGGAGCCUGAUGAAGGAACUGGGCAUGGAGAUUUGCCGCACGGUAUCCACCCCGUUAGAAGCUAAUUUCCAGGUUAAGUGCGACAACAAGUCGUCUGUCAAACGUAUCGAUGCAACGGAGUAUCAAUCCGUAAUAGGCUCUUUGAUGUAUAUUGCGCUAUGCUCACGACCAGACAUUUUGCACUCGGUGUGCAAAUUAUCACAGAGGAAUAACGAUCCCCAUGGCGAGCAUCUCGCAGCAGCGAAACAAGUGCUGAGAUAUCUGAACCAGACGGCAGAUAUGGCAAUAACGUACAAGAAGACCGGCGCUGCGAUCACAGGCUAUGCAGACGCAGAUUGGGCAGGUGACUCAACUGAUAGAAAGUCCUACACUGGAUACGCAUUCAUUUCCCAGCGCUGGUCACAUGUGCGUACAGAGGGCAAUCCCGCAGAUCUUGCAAGCCGUGGAGUCUCCGCGUCCGAGUUAUCGUCCAGUAGCCUCCGGUGUCAUGAGCCGGACUGGCAUCGUGAUCCCGAGUGCUGGCCAUUUCUCAUUAGUGAACUUCCGGACACUCAGCUGGAACAACGAGUCCAGUGCCACACCGCAUCGACCACUUUACUCGACGACUUCAGCGAGCGGUUCUCAAACUAUGGUAAUUCUCUGCGUGUCACCGCAUACAUCCUACGCUUUGCCACCAAAAUGACUUCACAUUCCUUCCACGGUCUACUUAAGCAAUGA